Messenger RNA from Salvelinus namaycush (lake trout), 999 nucleotides. Its product is annotated as protein S100-A16-like. The record is from RefSeq and is a predicted model, not a curated record. NCBI's taxonomy places the organism in Eukaryota, Metazoa, Chordata, Actinopteri, Salmoniformes, Salmonidae. The transcript is spliced from 3 exons. Gene Ontology annotation, cellular component: perinuclear region of cytoplasm. The coding region runs from base 202 to 477 and encodes 91 amino acids. Gene Ontology annotation, molecular function: calcium ion binding.
CACGCCCUUCUGUGACACAAUACAAAAAAGUUUGGUGAAGAAAAAUUCUAUCACGGAAAAGAUUAUUUUGAGUGCAACUAGUUGAUCAAGUUUGAGCCUUGAGAAGAGUGCCUGAGAGACUGUGAGAAACAGAGAGAGCCUGGACAAGAUAAUUGGCAUCGAACACAUUUGUUUUUUUCUCAUUCACAAUCUAACGUAGCUAUGGAGUCGGCCAUCCAGACAGUGGUAGGAGUGUAUCUGAAGUCUGCCAAAGGGAAGGACAGUCUCGGAGAUAAGGACUUCCAGGGCCUCGUCAAUAAACAGCUCGGCAACAUCAUGACUGGAACAGACAGUUCCUCUGCAGUGAAGGAGAUGCGUAAGGGAUUGGACGAAAACAAAGAUGGGAAGGUCAGCUUCCAGGAAUACAUGACUCUGAUCGGCUACGUGGCAAACACCCUCAGCGAGCAGAGGACUGCAGCCAACACACCUGCCUCAUAGGAACUACAUAUGGCUUCAUAGACACUCUAUAAGAUGUCUUAUGCAGUCUAUAAGGCAGGGUUCUUCAAUCCUGGUCCUAGUGACCCACGGUGUGUGCAGGCUUUAGUUCCAUACCAGCACUGACACACCAGAUGAAACUCGUGAAGGCUUUGAUGGGAUUGAUUACAGUGUGUGUGACCACAGGGCCAGAAUUGAAGAACACUGCCAUAAGGCCCCAUGUACCUAUAGAGGCUCAUAGACCUGUCAUGGACUGUCAAUCUCCCUUGGCUGUAUAUCACUACAUAUUCACUACAUAAUCAGACUUAACUUCAUCUCAACAUAUUUUAUAUGCUUACAAUACACUACCAAUCUUCAUCUCAGUUAUAACAAUGUUACUGGUUUUAUAAAUACUUUAUGAAGGCAUUUUUUACAUUAAGUUUAACAGUUGGCAUGUUUUAGUAUAACUACUCUAAAUCAACACUUCUACAGUAAAUGGUUUGUUAUCAUGUUGAAAUAAAUGCCAUGGCAAUGUUUUAAAGUCAU